GCGCAAGAUGACAUGCGAUUGCCUCUUUAGCUGACGUCCUCGUUUGGACGGCAGACCUGCUGUUCUUGUCCUUCCGGUUACCAAGACUGAAGUGAACAGCCAAGGGCUUUGCCAAAAUGCAGGAGAAAUGCAUCGUCUUUAUUCUUGCUGUUCUGUCGUGUGUGGCCUUCUAUCGAUCUGAUGGUUUGAGCAUUUCGCCGCGAUGGUACUCACCAGGUCGUACGGACUUCGCUUUGGACCACAGAUUUUACAACUACCUAGAGAGAAGAACUAUGGCGAAACUCACGGAACUGAGAAAAGCUCAGCUGGUGCUGGUAAGCGAGCAAGGCGUCAACAGAUACAGCAUGAAGGGGGAUGCUGAUUACGCAGCGAUGAUCUUUUUCAGCUUAAAGCCCAGAGGUGUCAUAUUUAAACAUCCUCUGCGAUAUACAGAUCGAAGAUGCGACUGGAGGCGUUGCAGGGUAAAUUAUAGGCGAAGAACAUCAAGACGAAUGUGGCGAAAAUUCAGGAAAAUUAAUAGAAAGUCACAUGACCGGAAACUAAGAAGACGGAGAAAACAAAGAAAAUACGUUCGAAAUCGAUAUAAGAAUACAAGAUCCAGAUCACGGGGUAGACGAAGGGGAUUGAAAAGAAGACAGAGUCGCAGAAGAGGACGGGUUCAGAGAAGAAGGCGGAAAUACAGAAAAUUCAGGAAAAUGCAUAGAAAGUCACAUGACCGGAAACUAAGAAGACGGAGAGGGAGAAAACAAAGAAAAUACGUUCGAGAUCGAUACAGGAAUACAAGAUCCAGAUCACGGGGUAGACGAAGGGGAUUGAAAAGAAGACAGAGUCGCAGAAGAGGACGGGUUCAGAGAAGAAGGCGGAAUUACGGAAGAAGGCGGGUGUACAGAAGAAGGCGGGUUUACAGAAAAGGACGGAAUCAGAGGAGAGGACGGUUUCACAGAAGACGGUGGGGGUACAAAAAAGAAAGAUAUCACAGAAGAAGAGGGAUCUAUAGAAGAGGGUGGAGUCGUAGAAGAGGGUGGAGUCACAGAAGACUCAAAACGUUUAACAGGAGACAUUUUGCGGUCUACGGAAGAGUUGGCGUCUAUAAAGUCUUAUUGAAAGUAGAACCACACAAAGCCCAGCUCAUAUUUCUUCCCUCCCUAUCCAGUUUCCGCUACAGCACUGAACUGCGGAUAAAACGCAUAUAUUCGUUCAAUCCGAGAAGAGUAUCGUGGCCCUUACGCUUGUUUAAAUUGUUUUAAUGGUUUUCAAGUAGUACAUGUAGUUAACAAAUAAAAAUCAAAGGCAUGUCGAGAGCAGAAUGUU
Ostrea edulis (European flat oyster) is the source of this 1311-nucleotide messenger RNA. RefSeq names its product arginine/serine-rich protein 1-like. Bases 117 to 1247 code for a protein of 376 amino acids. The record is from RefSeq and is a predicted model, not a curated record. Lineage: Eukaryota; Metazoa; Mollusca; Bivalvia; Ostreida; Ostreidae. Gene Ontology annotation, molecular function: protein binding. The transcript has 4 exons.